This is a messenger RNA of Musa acuminata AAA Group (dessert banana), 1794 nucleotides long. Its product is annotated as RING-H2 finger protein ATL3-like. Lineage: Eukaryota; Viridiplantae; Streptophyta; Magnoliopsida; Zingiberales; Musaceae. The record is from RefSeq and is a predicted model, not a curated record. Bases 123 to 923 code for a protein of 266 amino acids. The transcript has a single exon.
UUUACUGCCAUAUCCUCCAUUGCAGAGCAGAUUUCCAAGAUUCUUGACUGAGACAUUGCUACAGUUGCUUCUGCGACCAUUAGGCCAAAUCCUGUAAGUUGGUCGUUGAUUUCAGCUUUGCAAUGUCGGGCACAGGGCAGGCGAUGGGCGGAUUAGGCAGGCCGUCGCUGACGGCGACCACCGGGAUCAUGGUCGGGGGGGUGGCCGCAUCCUUCGCGCUCUUCGUCCUUGUUUUCUUCCUCUACCUCCGCGCCAAGCACUACUGGGGCGCCAUCCCGGUCUCCGUCGGCGGCCGUGACCGCUUUGCGGAGCCAGCGGCUGUCCCGCAACGGCGCGGCCUCGAUGCGGCGUCCGUCGCUGCGCUCCCCUCGGUGGUGGUCCGUGCCGGGGACUGCAAGGAGGGCCUGGAGUGCGCGGUCUGCCUCUGCGAGCUGUCGGAGGGGGAGGCCUCCCGGCUGCUGCCCAGGUGCGGCCACGCCUUCCAUCUCCACUGCAUCGAUACGUGGUUCUCCUCCCACUCCACCUGCCCCAUAUGCCGGAGCCCGGCGGUGGUGGACAAGCCCGGAGACUCCGAAUUCGUCUCUGCCCUGGUUCCCGGCGACCUGCAUCCGGAAGAAACCUCACCGGAGAUACCGGCGCAUGUCCUGCGUUGUGCAUCAGAGGAUUCGGAAUCACAAGAAGGGAGUUCGGGUUCUUCUGCGUCUUCUUCAGGGACUCCUCUGGGUGUCCACGCUCCAAAUUCGCCCCUUCCUGCGAGUAUGCUAUCCGAGGAAGACAUAAGGUCGCUGCCGACAGCAACAUUGAGGUCGCUGCGAAGGCUUCUGAUCCCGGGAAGCAGGCCGGGCGGCGCUUCCUGUGGUCCUCGAGGAUGCGAUGUCGAGCAGGGACGUCUUCCCGUUUCAAAAGCUCCGACCAGUUCAUGAAUACAGCAUUCUGCUUCCACUGGGACAGGAGAAGACUUGGCAUUCUAGGUUUCCACUAAAUCUGUACGGGAAACUCCAUGGUUAAGAUAGAACCAUGAGCGCAUGCAUUGAUCUGAGUUGCCGAGUUUGCAAGCAUUCUUUCAUAUCUACUUCUCUUUGUUGCUAUGUUCUGAGUAGUUUCCGGGUGGGAUUGGGAUAAUGGAUAUCUCCUGUUCUCACUCUUCGUGCUUCCUUUUUGUUGUUAGUUCUGAGAUAUUGUAGAUUGGCACCACGAGAGGAUGAAUUCAUCAUCCCCAGAUGCUUCUGAAAUUGAUUUGCCUUUGUUUUCCUUUCUCUUAUUACUGUUAGGUUCGUGUUUCAGCUAAGAUCUGCAACAUCGUCCUUCCAGAUUUCACAUCGAUGGACAAGAUCUCCUCCAAGAUUUUUACUGCCGUCAGCUCAUUAUUUUUCUCUCAGAAUCUGUCUACAGUGAUCGGUGGGUCCGUAUAGUUCUUGAGCUGGAGGACGUCCACAGAAAUGAUAAGCAUCUGCUGUCUCUUGACAGCGAUCUUUCUGGUUUGCAGAGAGCAAGCAUUGCGGUAGAUCACGGUUUCUCGGCCGUGCGAAUGUGUACGGGGAAUUCAUGCUCUUCGGCACCAUGGCAGACCAUUUCGAGUGGAAGUGGACAUCACAGAAAGCACAGACCGUGAAGAGAAAUCUGAAGUGUCUGGUCGAAGCUGCAGAGGGAAACAUGAGGCCAAAUGAUACCUUCCAGACUGGUACCCCACUGACACUAUGAAUUGUCUCACACAGAGGUACAUCACAUGCGUGGACCAUGAUCGGUCUCUACACCUCGCACCGGUAAGAACCUCGAGCACCGAAUCACCUUGAA